AUGGCCUUCCUAGAAGACCCGCGCUUACGCCAGCGCUGGAACCAAAUCACUCACGAUGCAGAGGCGGCCACAGAGAAUGCCGCCGCAGGUAUAUGGUCCUUUCAGCAACACUACAUUAAUCCCUGCUUCGGAUACCUGAGCGGCUCCAUCCAUCGAUGCACCGCCGUCUGCCUGGGUGACCACGACGAGCGCAUGCGCCGCCGCAGAGAGCGCGAGCGAGCCGGACCCGGCGCCGAAUACUCGUUUGACUUCUACGACGACUGGUUAGACGAGGAGCAUCCCGAUGACGGCGGCAGCGGCCCCGGCUUCUUUGGUAGCUGGGCCGGCGAGGACUGGGAUCGACUCCUCGCGGGCAGCGGCAGCCACCGCAAGCAUCUCGGCGGCGAGGGCACCACGACCGAGCAGCCUCGACGGAAGCGCGGCAUGAGCUACGGAACCAGAGGAACCCGGCGCAAGGCGAGCGAACACGACCCCACCAUCAUCCCCAGCACCCAGCCCAUCGGCUUCCUGAGCAAGCUGCCCUGGAAAAUGGGCGGCACCUUGCGAUAUAAACCCAGCGCGGCCGACCUGCAGGAUCAUCCUGGCAAGCACGGAAAUCCCGAAACGGCACCUCUGCUCGGCAGCGACGACGAAUCCGACUACGGCCAGCUAAUUGUGCCGCGCAAACGAAGCGGCACCACAGGAUCUGGUGGCACUGGAGGCACCUCGGAUUCCUAUCGCUCGCGAGGCGAUUUAUUCCCAUCUGAUGGCGAAGGCGAAGAAGAUGCCAUUGUGUUGGAUGACGACGUCACGUAUGACAUGGUCCGGAACGAUCGCAGCAGCGGGAAAAGUGAUAGGACGAGAAGCAGCAAAGGCAAGCGGCCGGCUGAGGGUGGAGGAUUCUUUGCGCCAAGAACCCUCUCUAGAACUACUUUGGCGUCCAACUCCUCGGCGGAUACGAUGCCGCUGCAACGCUCCAUCUCGUCGCUGGCCAUCAGCCCAGCCGCGAUCGAGCGCGUGCCGUCACUGCAGGACCUACAGAUGGAGGAGGAGAGGCUGCAAAGCGAAGAGGACCAAGAGAUUGUCCGCAAAAAAGAGGCCGCGGCACAAUUAGCUGCACAGCUGGGUCUUUCACCAACCAGCACUGAUCCAUACUCUACUGCCGAGCCCAAGCCUUUGUUAUCGACGAAUAAUGUACAGAUCCCGCCACCCGCGCAACAAGUAGCGCAGCAGACUCGGGACCCAAAGAGCGCUGCUACUAGCGAAGAGCAACGGAAGUCGAAAUCGAGGCAAAGCUCGCAGACAACCCUGGAUGGGUUUGUGCCUGCACGACUGCCACACUUUGGCUGA
Akanthomyces muscarius is the source of this 1329-nucleotide messenger RNA. RefSeq lists its product as uncharacterized. The coding region runs from base 1 to 1329 and encodes 442 amino acids. NCBI's taxonomy places the organism in Eukaryota, Fungi, Ascomycota, Sordariomycetes, Hypocreales, Cordycipitaceae. The record is from RefSeq and is a predicted model, not a curated record. The transcript has a single exon.